This is a messenger RNA of Stegostoma tigrinum, 3379 nucleotides long. It is a transcript of the gene parn, whose product is annotated as poly(A)-specific ribonuclease (deadenylation nuclease). The record is from RefSeq and is a predicted model, not a curated record. Gene Ontology annotation, molecular function: metal ion binding; poly(A)-specific ribonuclease activity; RNA binding. Gene Ontology annotation, biological process: nuclear-transcribed mRNA poly(A) tail shortening. The transcript has 25 exons. NCBI's taxonomy places the organism in Eukaryota, Metazoa, Chordata, Chondrichthyes, Orectolobiformes, Stegostomatidae. Gene Ontology annotation, cellular component: cytoplasm; nucleus. Bases 95 to 2080 code for a protein of 661 amino acids.
GUGAAGAUUAAAGGGCAAAGGUUGAAGGUGGCGGUGUUGUUCCUGUGUGUUGUGUGAGUGAGUGAGUGAGAGGAGGAGGUUUGUUUGGGUAGCUAUGGAGAUCACCAGGCAGAAUUUUAAGGAGCGCCUAAAUCUAAUAUAUGAAGCUAUUGACGAAGCUGAUUUUCUGGCAAUCGAUGGAGAAUUUUCAGGAAUAAGUGAUGGGCCUUCAGUGACCACACUGACAAAUGGCUUGGACACGCCAGAAGAAAGAUAUCAUAAGCUGAAAAAGCAUUCCAUGGACUUCCUGCUUUUUCAGUUUGGUCUUUGCACAUUUAAAUAUGAUGGUGCGGAGAACAGGCACAUAAUGAAGACCUUUAACUUCUACAUAUUUCCAAAACCACUUUCUAGAAAUUCACCUGAUGUUAAGUUUGUUUGCCAGAGUUCAAGUAUUGAUUUUCUUGCCAACCAAGGAUUUGACUUCAAUAAAGUCUUCCGAGAUGGAAUCCCAUACUUAAAUCGGGAAGAAGAAAGGCAACUUCGAGAGCAGUUAGAGGAAAAGCAUAAUCAGUCUAAUGGUACAGGAACACCGUCUUUCAUUUCGCCAAAUUCUACCAAAGGGCCCGUUGUUAUCCCAGAAGAACAUCGCAGUUUUAUUGAGAAAAUUGUGGAGAAGGUUGAAGACUUAUUAAAAGAUGAUGAUGAUGGUAGUAUUGAACUCGAUCCAUGUACUGGGUUCCAGCGAAAACUUAUUUAUCAGACCCUGAACUGGAAGUUUCCAAAAGGGGCUCAUGUAGAAACCUUGGAGAAUGAAAAGAAAGAGAGAUAUAUUGUAAUCAGUAAGCUGGAUGAUGAUGAACGCAGAAGGAGAGAAGAGCAAAAACGAGCUAAAGAACAGGAAGAAAUGAAUGAUGCUGUGGGGUUUUCCAAAGUAAUAUACGCCAUUUCAAAAUCGGGUAAACUGGUUGUUGGACAUAACAUGCUACUUGAUGUCAUGCAUACAAUUCAUCAGUUUUUCUGUCCAUUACCCAAUGAGUUAAAUGAAUUUAAAGAAGUUACAACAAGUGUUUUUACUAGGCUUCUAGAUACAAAACUCAUGGCAAGCACACAUCCUUUUAAGGAACUGAUAAUGAACACACCUCUUGCAGAGCUGGAAAAACGAUUAAAAGAUGCACCUUUCAGAGCUCCCAAAGUUGAAAGUGCGGAGGGUUUUCCGAGCUAUAACACUGCCUCGGAACAAUUACAUGAAGCAGGUUACGAUGCAUAUAUAACCGGCUUGUGUUUCAUCUCAAUGGCAAAUCAUCUAGGCUCAUUCCUUAGCCCUCCAGAAGUUUUUGUUCCUGCCAAAUCUAAACUGGUUGAACCUUUUAUUAACAAGCUGUUUCUAAUGAGAGUCAUUGACAUUCCCUAUCUGAAUCUGAGUGGGCCAGAUUUACAGCCAAAGAGGGACCAUGUUCUCCAUGUGCGUUUUCCAAAGGAGUGGAAGACCAGUGACCUAUACCAGCUUUUCAGUGCCUUUGGUAACAUCCAGGUGUCUUGGAUAGAUGAUACUUCAGCAUUUGUAGCAUUAAGCCAACGUGAGCAGGUACAAAUUGCUGUAAACACCAGCAGGUAUGCAGAGAGUUACCGAAUCCAGACAUAUGCAGAAUACAUUGAGAAAAAGCAGGAGGAGAAACAAACCAAGCGGAAAUGGACAGAGGAAAGCUGGCAGGAAGUGGAGAGGAAGAGGCUAAAGACCCACUAUGCCCCACAACCUUACUUUAACCAGAUGUUUGAUUUCAGCAGAACAAGUCCUCUUAUGGAAAAAAGAAGUAUGAGCCCUAUUCAGGAAGAGACAGUAUCUGAUGAAAUGGAAGGGGAUGAGGUUACAAGUAAAGAUGGUGACAGUCAUUAUUCGGCUAAUGCCUGGAUAGACUCUACAAUAUCAGAAACUAGGAAAAUCAAGAAACAGUGGCAGGAAAAGGAGGACCAUGGAAAAACUGGUAAGGGAUCUGCUGAAAUUUCCAAUUUGACGAAAGCCAUGGCAGUCUUAUUAAAACUGUCACUUGCAGCAGUGCUCCUCCUUUGGACAAGUGUUGCUGUUGACGUAUACUUCAGCUGAGGUAUUGAAUUUUUGGCAGGAAGCAGUGCAAAUUCACAGGCCACAUUGUUUGAAGUCCCAGAUACAUGGUGACAUGAAACACACAUGGGAUGAACAGUGGUAUCUUCCAGAUAAGUGACCAGAUGCAACACUUGCAAGCCAUACUGAUCCGAGAGCUCCAAUCUUCAUGUGGUACAAGACAACUUUAAAAAAAAACUUUGUGUAGAAAGUUUUAACUGUACAAACACAAGCCAAUGUCAUAUUAAGUGUUUUACUCAGUUUAUUUUGUGUUGUUAAGAAUGAGACGGGAUUUGACUUGCAUUUCAAAUCUUCUAUCAAUGUCAACAGUUUUAUGGGUUACAUGCAUUUCAAGCUAGUCUGGUACCACUAAUGGCUUAGAGCAGCAGCCAAUACUGGAAGUUGCCUUGUGCCAGCAACAUGAAAUGUUUAUUUCGGAUCGUAAAACAAUAUAAUCAUUGUUCAGCACUGUAAUUUUAUAUAAAUAUAUAUAUUAUAUACGUGUGUGUGUGUGUGUGUGUGUGUAUAUGCGUGUGCGCAUGUGUAUUACAGCAGCUGUAUUUCCGGUGAAUCCAAUGACUCAUUAUCAGUAAUGUGGUCUGACUUCAGCGUUCAGGUCAUUUUUUUUUUAAGGUAGUAUCAAAACAUUGUCACUGUCUUUGCAGUAAGGACAGUGACAGUGUAUUUGAGCGAUCCUUUCCUUUCAUUUGUGUUAUCUGGUGUGGACUGUACUGAGCUUUCAGCCUUGUAUGUCGGAAGAUGCAUUGUGCACCAGCCUUUAUUUGUAUGUAUGAAUGUGUGUAUGUAUGUGUGCAAAAGAGACUUGUUUACUUUUUUUGGGCAGUGGUGAGUUUUGUAUCAUAUUUAAAGUUUUUUGUAUCAUGAAGAAAAUUGAAAUUUCAUGAAGGAAAAUUAAAGACAACUUUCUUACUACAAGUGACAACUCUUUAUUUGCUUAAAGGUCUCUGCUUGUGACACAUGUUCAGAAGCAGCCAUGUAAAAGUGUAUACUGUUUUGAGAUGUAGGCAAGAUGCCUUCACUUGUGGGUGAGACCCGAACCGGGGAUCAUAAAUGUAAGAUGGACAGAUACUAAUUAGUCUAAAGGGGAUUUGAGGGGGAACAUCUUUACCCUUUUUUAUAUGUAAGCAGCUAUCACACUCUUAUCAUUCUUUUAGUAAUUGAUGCAGCUAACAUAGAUGUCCCCAAGGAGAAGCUCAAUAAACAUGAGGAAGAAAGGAACUGAAGAAUAUGUCAAUGAGAUCAAAUGAGUAAAGUGAGGAAGAGUUUUGUGUAAAAGCUUAA